Messenger RNA from Myzus persicae (green peach aphid), 2885 nucleotides. RefSeq names its product myosin-J heavy chain. NCBI's taxonomy places the organism in Eukaryota, Metazoa, Arthropoda, Insecta, Hemiptera, Aphididae. The coding region runs from base 139 to 2190 and encodes 683 amino acids. The record is from RefSeq and is a predicted model, not a curated record. The transcript has 5 exons.
CGAUAUUAUACUCAUAUAAUUAUAGACCGUGUGCGCGCCACACCACACGACUUCACACAUCACGUCCGGACAUAGUACAGCACCGCCUGAACACGACUGGACGAAAAUCCCGCUGUCCGACCAGUGUAAUUAUCUCAGAUGGGCGCAAUAUGGAGUCGUCCGGCAGAUAUGCCAGCUUUAACAGCACCGGAUAUAGUUGACGAGCCCUUUGAAAAUACUGUUGUUGAUGCCAAAGACCCAGAUGAGUUCGACAGAUAUUUGGCCAGUAUACGCGAACGGCGGCAUGAUGCUCUUGCAUCGAUUAAAACUGAGAUGAAUCGAUUGAGAGAGUAUAAAGAAGAACUGGAAAUGGUGAGAAAAGAAAAAGACGGAUUAGAACAACAGGUCAAAGCCCUAAAACAAGUAGCGAACAUCAGCAAUGAUAUGUUGAAAAUCAGAGAAGCACAGGUGAAUGACUUAAAAAAGCGAUUGCAAGAAAUGGAAUCACAUGCAGAUGAAUGUUUAGCUGACUUGCGAGUGGAGUACCAAAAGCAAAUCGACAAUAUCAGGAAUUUACGUCGGCUUUACGAAGAAAGGGCAGAAGCAGCAGCUAUGGGCCAUGAAAGGGAAAUUAAUAAAGAGAGAGCUAAAAACUCUUUGCUAGAAGCAAAAUUGGCAGAAGAACUUAACAGUAAGCAAGGUAUGAAUGACUUUAUAGCAAAACUAGAAACAGAUGUUCAAGGCAAGCAAAUUGAAUAUGAACAGAUGAAAGCAAAAUACAUGACUACAUCAGCAGACAGGAUGAGUCUUGCAUCACAAAUGGCUUUAGUGAAUAAUUUAUUCUCUACUUUAUUAUCUGGCGACGAAGGACCAGACUUUGAUAGAUUUGCUCGGAUGCUAGAGGAAAAUAGAGAGUUGAUAUCCGACUUGACGUUCAACGGGGACAUAAAUGAAACGGCUUCUGUGUUAAUGGAUAUUGCUGGUGAUACAUUAGAGCGUUCUGAAGAAGUAGAAUGUACUUCAAACAGGGAAAAAAUUGCUUCAAAUCUACCAAAAGUUUGGAGAAUACUCGUUGAAUUGUUGGGUCAUUAUGACAAUAAAACGGAAAAUGAGUCUAAGCCAGACGAUCCAAAUGAAUCUAGGGUUGCUUCAGUGAGCAGAACAUUUUUGAAGCUUAAGGAUCUUAUCCUUGAAAAAAAUUCUUUGGUGAAAGAUAUCGGUAGACUGAAGACUCUCAAUGAUCAUUUGGAAUCUCGACUUGACCAUCAGCAACAAAGGCUUUCAACUGUAUCCGCAGAAUUGUGUAAGGCCUGGAGCGCUGUAGCCAAGCUUAAUGCUCAACAUAGAAAACUUCAUACUCAUGAAAAGAUUCUAAGGUACGAAUUACAACAUAAGAGAACUGUAUUAACUGAACUUAAACAGGAACUAGAGUAUUGUCGAGAGAAAUGGGAUCAAGCUCGAUUGAAGAAUACUCAAUCUCAGGAAGACUGGCAGUCAUUACGAGAAGAAUUUGCUCGGAGAAAAUGUAGUACAUCAGUAGAGAGUGGGUUCGAAGACGAUGAAAGCCGAGUGGCCAUUGCUGAUAGUGGAGCUUGUAGCGAUGACGAUGAGAACUGGUUAAAAACCUUAUCUUUGGACACCUCAGAAACAGAAACAGUAGACGAACCCCAGUCAGAAACUGAAACAACUGGGAUCAAAAGAUUAGAGAAACAGAGUAGAUCGUUGCUCAAUCAAAUGGUACGUACUUCUCGAACUAGUGACUCUAUAAGUGAGCGGCUAGAAGAAUUACAAAGACAAUACGGACGGUCUGGACGACCGACCACAUCUGAGAGUGAAGAUUCUUCGGAAGUUUUAGUUGAAAUACCAGGAACCAGUACUUCAACGCCGGUGACUUUACAACCAGACGAAGAAAAAAAUAUAAUACAAACUGAUGAAACAGUUGUAAGAACUGAAGAAGAAAGACUGCAACAAGAUGCAGCUAUAUUACGGCCUGACGAGGAGGAGAGACUUCAACGAAGAGCUGCUAGAUUAAAAAGACUGGAGGAACAAUGUUUGGGAUUAUUCAGACAAGUAAGUGAGACAAAUGCCAGGAGUGAUAUGAUAUCUGGUCGACUGGACGAGGUACAUGCUAGACAAGUAGCUAGAUCCAUUGAUCGGCAGACAACAUCAAAUACUACUCCUCUACCCGAUGAGACACCUGAAAAUGUAUAAUAUGAAAAAAGUAAAAACCACAUGAUUGAAAUGUUACAUUAAUGUAUGUAUAUUUUUUGAAUCAAAAACUACAGAAAUGACGGCCAAUACAUUUUAAAACGUAUUACAUUUCCGAGAAAUACAAAGAAUAUUAUUACAAAAAAAUAAUAAUAAUGAUUACGCACAAACAUGUUCUACUAUUUUACUGUUUCACAAAAUUCAAUACUAUUAUUAACUUUCUACAGUGCCACUAUAUAGGCCAUACAUAAUAUAUAAUGGAGUAAUAUUAGUUUAUUAUUGUUUUCGAUUUCGUAUUAUUUAUAUUUCCAUUCAAUAGUUUAGUAAUGAUAUUUUGUUAUAAUAACUAUGUAUAUGAUGCUAUAAUAUUAUUGUUGUUUAAUUUACGUGUGAUUUUAUGAGAUUUGUGAUUUUAUAUAAAUAUAUUGUAUUGAUUUAUAUAUUAUUAAAUCGUUACCCUGAGUAUAUACUAUAUUAAGAUAGUAUAAUGUUAUAUUUUGGCAACGAGAUCAUUUUAGAAUAAAAUUGCUAUUGUUUCUUUAGCGACUUUAAGUAGUCAACUUUGCUGAAGUUUGUGGUACUCUUAUUUUUUGUUUUUUUAAUUUUCACUAUUGACGUAAUAAUUAAUCCCCAAUUGCGUGUUAUAAAAACAUGUUUAUAAAUGUGUACAAGCUUAAAAGUUUAAAAAAAUGUGUUCA